Molecule: messenger RNA, 977 nt
Organism: Prunus dulcis (almond)
Lineage: Eukaryota; Viridiplantae; Streptophyta; Magnoliopsida; Rosales; Rosaceae
Product: cilia- and flagella-associated protein 251-like
Exons: 1
Coding region: 121-834 (237 amino acids)
Source: RefSeq, a predicted model, not a curated record
AUCAAAUUUCAAUCAAGACUCACUGUCUAAUUUUAGUCCCCUAAAUUGGCUCCUCUCAAAGGACCAACUUAGAACUAAUAAUCCCACCAAAUUCCUCUGACCAUUUUGUGCAAUAAAUGUAUGGAUCCAAUCAAGGGUGAAAAGCUUCGAGCCAUGAAGAGUUACAAGAAGCAGAACAACAGUCAAAUUUUUUACAGUCUUAUUGUUCAUUUGCUUAUUGCAAUAGCAUGCUGUUUACUUUGUUCGUACUCUCAUUGGUUUCCUUCUCUCUACACUGCCAAACACUUGUUGUUUAUGUCUCUUCCAAAUUCUUGGUCCGGGUUCUUUAACCCCAGGUGCCUUUUCAUUGUGGUCAAUUUCAUAGUAGUCUUCCUUAUUGGAGAAUCGAGGCUCAGCGGCAGGCAAUCAUCUCCCGCGAAUGAGAUGUACAACGAGUAUGUUGAGAGAACUCGAAGUCUCAGGGCGCCAACCUCAAUGUUUCAAGAGAAGAAAGAAGAGAGGACCGAACUGCCGAUAUUGAGUCAGAAGGAGGACAAUGCGAAGAUACUUGAAGAGAAGGAAGUUGAUGAAACUAAAGAAGAUAAGCAUGAAGUUGAUCAGGACGAAGACUUUAAAGAAUGUGAGGGAACUGAUGAAGAAGAAAAAGAAGAAGAAAUAGAGAAAAAAGAGGAAGAAAUAGAACAAGAAAAAAAGGAGGAGGAGGAGGAGGAGGAGGAGGAGGAGGCAGCUGGAAUUCCUGCUGAAGAACUAAACAAAAGAGUUGAAGCCUUUAUUGCAAGGGUAAAUAAGCAAAGGUCGCUGGAAGCUAGAUUUUUGGUUUGUGGUAAAGCUUGAUUAGUAUGUUGGGUACCCAAAAUUGAGACUCGGUUGAUUAGUUGGGGUAAUUAUUGGUUUUGUUUUUCUUUUCGUCUUUUGGGUACUUUGAAAAACUUUGGUAAAUUAUUGAUGUUAUUGAUUACAUAAUAACAAUUUACUAG